CUCGGAGUUCGGGGCUGCGGGCGUCCUCGUUUCCUCCCUCCCGGAGGCGGGCCCGACCCCGCCCCCGCGCCCCGGGUAGCUCCCAGCGGUCCCUCCUACCUCCUACCUCCUACCCUCGGCCUCCCCGGCGCGGCGCACUCCCCGCCGGCCGCAGCCUGACACGCCGCGCGGCCCCCCAGUCUCCCCGGCCGCCUCCCCCAGGCAUGGCCCAGGGCCUCGCCUCACUAUGGCAGCAGCACGGCACAGCACCCUUGACUUCAUGCUCGGCGCCAAAGCUGAUGGUGAGACCAUUCUGAAAGGCCUCCAGUCCAUUUUCCAGGAGCAGGGGAUGACGGAGUCGGUGCACACCUGGCAGGACCAUGGCUAUUUAGCGACCUACAUAAACAAAAACGGCAGCUUUGCCAAUUUGAGAAUUUACCCGCAUGGAUUGGUGUUGCUGGACCUUCAGAGUUACGACGGUGAUGCGCAAGGCAAAGAAGUUGACAGUCUUUUGAACAAAGUAGAAGAAAGAAUGAAAGAAUUGAGUCAGGACAGUACUGAGCGGGUGAAGCGAUUACCACCCAUAGUUCGAGGAGGGGCCGUUGACAGAUACUGGCCCACUGCAGAUGGCCGCCUGGUUGAGUACGACAUAGAUGAAGUGGUGUAUGAUGAAGACUCACCUUACCAGAACAUAAAAAUUUUACACUCGAAACAAUUUGGCAAUAUUCUCAUCCUCAGUGGGGAUGUUAAUUUGGCGGAAAGUGAUCUGGCAUAUACCCGGGCCAUCAUGGGUAGUGGCAAAGAAGAUUACACUGGCAAAGAUGUACUGAUUCUAGGAGGCGGAGAUGGGGGCAUAUUAUGUGAAAUAGUCAAACUGAAACCAAAGAUGGUCACUAUGGUAGAGAUUGACCAAAUGGUGAUUGACGGAUGUAAGAAAUACAUGCGAAAAACAUGUGGUGAUGUCCUAGACAAUCUUAAAGGAGACUGCUAUCAGGUUCUAAUAGAAGACUGUAUUCCAGUACUGAAGAGGUACGCCAAAGAAGGGAGAGAGUUUGAUUAUGUGAUUAAUGAUUUGACAGCUGUUCCAAUCUCCACAUCUCCGGAAGAAGAUUCCACAUGGGAGUUUCUCAGACUGAUUCUUGACCUCUCAAUGAAAGUAUUGAAACAGGAUGGGAAAUAUUUUACGCAGGGGAACUGUGUCAAUUUGACGGAAGCCCUGUCACUCUACGAAGAACAGCUGGGGCGCCUGUAUUGUCCUGUGGAAUUCUCGAAGGAGAUUGUCUGUGUCCCUUCGUACUUGGAAUUGUGGGUAUUUUACACUGUUUGGAAGAAAGCUAAACCUUGAAAAUCAAUUUCCCCUAAUCAUGUGUGCUGCAAAUAGCCUUCCUGACCUUCGUAUGCUGUACAUGACAUCGAAAGGAGUCAGGCAAUUGAUUGUGAAUUCCUUCAAGUUUCCUUUUUUUAAUUA
Messenger RNA from Kogia breviceps (pygmy sperm whale), 1447 nucleotides. RefSeq names its product spermine synthase (gene SMS). Gene Ontology annotation, biological process: spermine biosynthetic process. Gene Ontology annotation, molecular function: spermine synthase activity. NCBI's taxonomy places the organism in Eukaryota, Metazoa, Chordata, Mammalia, Artiodactyla, Physeteridae. The record is from RefSeq and is a predicted model, not a curated record.